AUGGAAGUUAAUAAAGAUGAAGCAGAACGAUGUCUAGAAAUUGCAAGAAAGAAGUGGAAUCAAGGUGAUCGUGAAGGUGCCAUUAAAUUUUCAAAAAAGUCCCUUUCUUUGUUUUUUUUGCAGGAAGCAGAGGAUUUCCUUGCGUUUAUUGAAUCGUCAAAAGCUUCUUCAUCGCCUCAUUUGAAUGGAUUUGGUUCUUCUGGAGGAAAAACGUCUCCAAAUGCAUCAGAAACAUUUGAAAAGAAAUCAAAACAGUCAAAGGCCUCUGAAACAACAAAUAACAGUUCUGGAAAAAGGCAUUAUACGCCAAAGCAGAAAGAAGUAGUGGAUCGUGUUAGAAAAUGUAAACAUACAGCGUAUUAUGAAAUUUUAGAUAUAAAAAAGACAGCAGACGAUGCUGAAAUUAAGAAAUCGUAUCGAAAAUUAGCAUUAUUGCUUCACCCGGAUAAAAAUGCAGUACCAGGUGCAGAUGAAGCCUUUAAAUUGAUUUCAAGAGCAUUUCAAGUUCUUUCAGACCCUCAGAAACGUGCAGCAUAUGACCAAUAUGGUGAUGAUUUGGGUUCUCGAACUGGUGGUAUGGGCAGUGCAGGGUUUUCUCGAGCAACUGGUGGUCUAUUUGGUGAAGAAAUUGAUCCACAAGACUUGUUUAAUAUGUUCUUUGGCGGAGGAAGCGGGUUUGCUUUUUCAAGCACAAACCCGUUUGUUGCAUCGUUCGGAGGUCCUCAGAUAAGAGUGCAUCAUUUUGAUGGAUUGGGACGGCGGUCUGGCUCGAACAGGCAUCAAGGUCAGGCAGGACUGGGCACGUUUGGUAUAUCUACAUUGAUUCAACUGCUUCCUUUCAUCAUCGUUGUGUUUUUUUCUAUUUUAUCAUCUUUUGCUGGUUUUUUCAAUUCUGCAUUUUCAUUUUUCGGAUCAGGCAUGCCGUCUUACUCAUUAACACCUUCACCACCUUUUACAGAAGCACGGUACACUUAUUAUCAUCAUAUUCCAUAUUUUGUCGACCCGUUAAAAGUCAGUUCUUUGUCACAGGUCAAGCUUUCACGAUUAGACAAAAAAGUCGAAGUUAACUACAUCAAUGCGUUACGUGUAAACUGUGAAUACGAGAUAGAGGAGCGGAAACGUAGAAUGGAGCAAGCUUAUGGGUUUUUUCGUGUGGAUAAAGAGGCCUAUGAAAAGGCAAAAAACAUGGUUCAGGUUUCAUGCAACCGUUUACGAGAAUUGGGUAUUCGGUAG
Pneumocystis jirovecii RU7 is the source of this 1233-nucleotide messenger RNA. RefSeq lists its product as uncharacterized. NCBI's taxonomy places the organism in Eukaryota, Fungi, Ascomycota, Pneumocystomycetes, Pneumocystales, Pneumocystaceae. Gene Ontology annotation, biological process: cellular response to misfolded protein. The coding region runs from base 1 to 1233 and encodes 410 amino acids. Gene Ontology annotation, cellular component: endoplasmic reticulum membrane. Gene Ontology annotation, molecular function: Hsp70 protein binding. The record is from RefSeq and is a predicted model, not a curated record. The transcript has 5 exons.